AUGUCGCCGUUUCCUGGUUACGCAUUCUUCUUCAUCUUCCUCCUUGCCCACAUUGUCCCCGGCAGAACUUUGCCAGAUGAUGCGCGGGAAAGUUUCAUGAGGCUGGAGGAUAGUCAAACUAGCGGAACCUGGGAGCUCAGAAAAGAAUUUCUACGUUCCGGUAGCCUCUCCAAUGACGAACCCACAAAAAAUCAUACUGUUUUGUACGAUGAAGAGUUGGAGCCCGCUGAUUCACCGAAGCAAAUGAGUACGGGUUUCACUGUCACUGGGAAUCUCAAUAACGAUACCAUGAUCACAGUUCCGAAUUGUAGAAAUCCUGACAGAUUUUCCUUUUUUGAAGGUAUGGCGAGGUGGAAAAGACCAUCUCCGAUGAAACUAACCUACGCUUUCUCGCCGGCAAAUAUGACCAGCCAAUUGAGUGUAGCGGACCUUAGUGCAGCCUUCGCACUGGCCUUCGGGCGGUGGUCAUCUGUGAUUCCGAUGAAAUUCAUUGAGAGGAAUGAUACACUACACGCUGACAUUAAAAUCGGAUUCUAUUCCGGUGAUGGGCCGCUCGGUAUUGCGGCCAACUCUUACCCGCCAGAAUUUGGGGUUCUCAGUCUUGACCAAGGUGAAAUGUGGGCUACUGAUGAAUAUAAACUAGGGUUAAAAGGAGCCAUUGAUUUGGAAUCGGUGGCACUCCAUGAGAUCGGUCAUAUACUAGGAUUGUGUCAUUCUACAAAUAAGAAGGCGAUCAUGUACCCAACACUAAGUCCUAAUACUAAAAAGUUUGAGCUCUCAAAGGAUGAUGUGGAUGGGAUACAACAAUUAUAUGAGUCAAACCCUAAUUUCAAACAUGGUCCCUGGGAGAGUUCGAGUUGGAUUACUCGAAGAAGUUUUUAUUGGAACACGUUUUGGGAAGCCAUGGCUAUUGCAAUUUGCUUGAAUUUAUUAUAA
Molecule: messenger RNA, 936 nt
Organism: Oldenlandia corymbosa var. corymbosa
Lineage: Eukaryota; Viridiplantae; Streptophyta; Magnoliopsida; Gentianales; Rubiaceae
Source: the annotation of a GenBank genome assembly